AUGCGUGACAUUGCCGAGCACCGCUACAUCGCCACCAGAGAUUUCGCCAAGCUGCACGCCAACGAGGUUGUCAUCCACGGCGGGAGCGACCACGAAGACCACGCCGACCUGCAGCACCGCAUCCAGCAGACAGUACGACGACACGGCGACAACUUCGACAUCGCCAG
Prorocentrum cordatum is the source of this 167-nucleotide messenger RNA. The record is from the annotation of a GenBank genome assembly. Lineage: Eukaryota; Dinophyceae; Prorocentrales; Prorocentraceae.